AUUAUGCUGUCAUGAAUACUGCAAAUUUAGUUGCAAAACGAAUUUCCAAAAAGAAUUGUUUUAUUUCAUGAUAUUCAUGUUAUGUUGGCAACACUAAUUUUAUCAAUUCAUAAAGUAUGAUGUUAUUAAAAUGCACGUGCCUGUAUAUUGACCUAAUACUUCAAUAAAAAUUUCAUUUCUAUUCCAGUGUGAAUAAACAAUUAAUGUGUUUUAUAAAACACUUAUGAAGACAAUAAAUUAUGCUACCUAGGAGACUAUAAAUUGUGUUUAAGAAAAUUUAUGUCAUUUUCCUAUAUACUGAAAAAUACAAAUUAUACAUUUCUAUAAUUUAUGGGAAUUGAUUUAAACAUUGUAAUAUAAACAUUGCAGUAUCAUAAGCUGUAAUAUUUCACAACUUGUUUAACAAACACGAAUAGACAGGUUCUUAUUUUUGAUUCUGUAAGAAUAACUAAGAAUUUAUAAGAGAAACUUCAUAUAAUAUUUGUUGCAGACUUUCAGUUAUAAAAUAUCUGGGACAGUAUGUCUUUUCCAAGUAAAGAGGAUCGUUCAAAAUGUUGGAAUCAUAGGGAUGAAUAUUGGAAAUGUCUUGAUGAUGGUAAAUCUGACACAGAAUGUAAAAAAUUUAGGGAUCAGUAUGAGAAAUUCUGCCCUGCACUAUGGGUAAAACACUUUGAUCGUAAACGAGAGUACAUGAAAUUCAAAGAACAACUAGAACAAGGGGGGACAUGUAGCCUUGAUGGUAGUAAAACAGAAACAUCUAAAACAUCUGCUGAAACUACCGCAAAAGCAGUGUUUAAUUUUCAAACAACAAGUACAAGUUCAUAUAACUAGGGAACAAGAAACAUAAAUGUUGAAGUAAAAUAUAAAGAAUACAAUAUAAUUAUUAUAUUAACAUUUGUGUUGUUGAAUUUUAAUAACAAAAUGUGUGUGGAAAAUCAGGAAUUGAAUCAUUUAAUCAGAGAGCUACAAACAUGUUCAGACAAUAGUGUUAUUCUCAGAGUUA
This is a messenger RNA of Osmia bicornis bicornis, 1003 nucleotides long. Its product is annotated as cytochrome c oxidase assembly factor 6 homolog. The transcript is spliced from 5 exons. Gene Ontology annotation, biological process: respiratory chain complex IV assembly. Gene Ontology annotation, cellular component: mitochondrion; respiratory chain complex IV. Bases 520 to 831 code for a protein of 103 amino acids. Lineage: Eukaryota; Metazoa; Arthropoda; Insecta; Hymenoptera; Megachilidae. The record is from RefSeq and is a predicted model, not a curated record.